Molecule: messenger RNA, 390 nt
Organism: Arabis nemorensis
Lineage: Eukaryota; Viridiplantae; Streptophyta; Magnoliopsida; Brassicales; Brassicaceae
Source: the annotation of a GenBank genome assembly
AUGGCGCUUCUCUCGGAAGAAGUUGCUUCUAGGAUGUUUAAGGUUCUUCUCAAGCUAUGGGAAGACACUUUAUCUUGGUUUUUGAAGUUUUGCAAAGAGAAUGCUUCUCGGAUUCAAAGUACUGGUGUAGGUGGUCUUAUAACAACCUGGAUGUCAAGUCUGUUUGGUACAGUUUGUUCCUUCUUUGCCUAUUUUUUCAAGAACAGUGAUGAAUCAUCCGAUGAGUAUGGUAAACAUUCUGAAUCUGAAGAACAGAGUGAAGAACAGACAGAGGAAUUUGAAGAACACACGGAGAAAUCUAAAGAAAACACACCGAAAUCUAUCAGAUUCCUCCGUGUCUUCUUUAGAUUCCUCCGUAUAUUGAAUUAUGAUUCAUUGAGACGAUUCUGA